Molecule: messenger RNA, 1822 nt
Organism: Vicia villosa (hairy vetch)
Lineage: Eukaryota; Viridiplantae; Streptophyta; Magnoliopsida; Fabales; Fabaceae
Product: triacylglycerol lipase OBL1
Exons: 5
Coding region: 59-1474 (471 amino acids)
Biological process (GO): lipid metabolic process
Molecular function (GO): triacylglycerol lipase activity
Source: RefSeq, a predicted model, not a curated record
AUCAUUCAUUCAUAUUUCUUUCUUACAAUUUUCUCUUGCUAAGCCAUUUCUCAAAGCUAUGGAUUCCGAACAAUCAUUCUAUAAAGAUUAUCUUUUGUUGAAACCAAAGGAGGCAAGUGUUUUUGAACUAUGUUGUUUCUUGUGUUCAUCAAACACAAGAAAUAGAGGAUUCAUUGAUUGCUCAGAAGGACUUGAAGUUAGAGAGUUUGGACAAAGAUGGUUUCUUUUCAUUUCUGUUGUUGCACAAAAAGUUCUUGUUGCCUUAGAACCCUUGUUGAAAAUAGUAGGAGACAUGUUGGAGUUGUGGCUCAAUCGUAUAGCAAGUAAUGGAGGAUUCAUUAGGCUCUUCUUUAACAUUCUUAAAGGAGAGAUGAUAACACCAGAAAAAUCGUCGGCCGAGUUCUUAACUGUGGUUGGACAUCUUGACCCAAGAGUUAAUUUAGACAAAAAUAUUCAUCAAAAUGAUCCAGAGUACAAAGCAUUACUAUCUAUCAUGGCUUCAAAAUUUGCUUAUGAGAAUGAACAAUUUAUAAGCACAAUGGUUACAAAUCAUUGGGGUAUGGAACUUUUGGGACAAUACAGCUUUUGGAACGAUUACCAAAAGCACGAGUCCACAAAAGCAAUGAUAAUUAAAGAUACAAAAUCUGAACCCAACUUGAUUCUGGUUGCAUUUAGAGGAACAAUUCCAUUUGAUGCUGAGCAAUGGAAAACAGACAUAGAUAUCUCAUGGUUUGACAUACCUAACGUGGGUAAGAUACAUGGUGGGUUCAUGAAAGCAUUGGGCCUUUUAAAGAACCGUGGAUGGCCCAAACAGAUAGACGAAAGAGGUGCGCAUCGUUAUGCUUACUACUCAAUUAGAGAGGAGCUUAGAGCAGUAUUGAGGGAAAAUGAGGAUGCAAAAUUCAUAUUGACAGGGCAUAGUUUGGGAGGAGCAUUGGCUAUUUUGUUUAUUGCUGUGCUUAUAUUCCAUGAGGAAGAAUGGUUGUUGGAAAAGUUAGAAGGUGUUUAUACAUUUGGGCAACCAAGAGUAGGAGACCAGAAGUUUGGGGAGUUCAUGAAAAGCAAGAUGAAAAUGUAUGAUGUUAAGUGUUUUAGAUAUGUUUACUGUAAUGAUUUGGUUCCUAGGGUUCCUUAUGAUGAUCAAUCCCUCUUCUAUAAGCACUUCAGCCCUUGCCUCUAUUACAAUAGCUUGUACCAAGGGAAGGUUCUAGAGGAGGAGCCAAACAAGAAUUAUUACUCUCUGUUAUGGGUGAUACCCAAGAUGUUGAAUGCAGUUUGGGAGGUGAUUAGAGGUUUCCUACUACCUUUUUUUGUAGGUAAAGACUAUAAACAGAAUUGGUUCAUGGUGAUGUUCAGGUUUGUUGGAUUGACAUUCCCAGGAGUACCAGCUCAUUUCCCUACAGAUUAUGUCACUUCUGUCCGUUUGGGAUCCUUCGACGAACAUCCAGAGCUUCAAGAUUUCAAAGAUGACUAAUGUCAAUGCUUUCAUAACCAGCAACUGAACCCAUGCAUUUCAGUUUUACUUUUUCCAUGGGAAAUAAUAUUUCAACGUCCAAAAUUUUGGUACACCGUCCAGUGUCUCAUUAUUUUGUGUGUUGUGUAUUUCAAAUAACAUAACUAUUUUUCCAUUCUGAUAUUAGAAUACUCAUUUGAUCAAUCAUAUUAAAGAUAUGAUGAAAUGCACACAAGGUGCUUAUAAAUAUCAUGGUAUACACACAUGCAAGUAUAAUAGCAUCUCAUGCAAAGAUUUGUCCCAUUGAAGCAAAACUAAUAUGCAAUAGAGAACAAGAAAUAUAUCGAUAUAUGUGUGUUUGCCUACCGU